Protobothrops mucrosquamatus (brown spotted pit viper) is the source of this 972-nucleotide messenger RNA. RefSeq names its product vomeronasal type-2 receptor 26-like. Gene Ontology annotation, cellular component: membrane. The annotation marks the transcript as partial. Gene Ontology annotation, biological process: G protein-coupled receptor signaling pathway. The transcript is spliced from 4 exons. The record is from RefSeq and is a predicted model, not a curated record. Gene Ontology annotation, molecular function: G protein-coupled receptor activity. NCBI's taxonomy places the organism in Eukaryota, Metazoa, Chordata, Lepidosauria, Squamata, Viperidae.
GAAGGAGAGCCUGUUUGCUGCUAUGAUUGUGUUCCUUGUCCAGAGGGGACCAUCUCCACUCAGGAAGAUAUGGUAAAAUGCAGCAAGUGUUCACCUGAUCGAUAUCCAAAUAAGGACCGAAUACAAUGUAUCCCCAAAAUUAUAACCUUCUUGUCUUACGAAGAACAUCUGGGCAUCAUCUUGGUCUCUUUUGCCCUACUCUUGUUCCUGACCACAAUGUUUGUGUUAGUCAUAUUCAUUAAAUACCGAGAAACUCCCAUUGUCAAAGCCAACAACCGGGACCUCUCUUACAUCCUCCUGGUCUCCCUCCUGCUUUGCUUCUUGUCUUCUUUAAUUUUCAUUGGUCAACCAAAGAAAGCCACCUGCCUUCUCCGACAAACAGUUUUCAGCAUCAUUUUCUCAGUUGCCAUUUCUUCUCUCUUGGCCAAAACAAUCACAGUGGUGCUGGCUUUUCUGGCCACAAAACCAGGAAAUCAAGUGAAGAGAUGGUUGGGAAAGAUACAAUCCAACUCCAUCAUCCUUUCUUGUUCUGGUGUCCAAAUUAUCAUCUGUUCCAUCUGGUUGGGAGUUUCUCCUCCAUUCCCUGACUCUGACCUGCACUCUCAGCCUGGAGAGAUCAUACUUCAGUGCAAUGAAGGCUCUGUCACUAUGUUUUAUAUUGUCCUUGGUUAUAUGUGUUUUCUAGCUUCCAUUUGCUUCAUUGUAGCUUUCCUGGCCAGGAACCUGCCUGGGGCCUUCAACGAAGCCAAGCUGAUCACCUUCAGCAUGCUGGUCUUCUGCAGCGUCUGGGUCUCCUUCCUGCCCACCUACCUUAGCACCAAGGGGAAAUAUAUGGUGGCUGUUCAGGUCUUCUCCAUCUUGGCCUCCAGUGCUGGUCUGCUGGGCUGCAUCUUCUUCUCCAAGUGCUACAUUAUUAUCCUGAGGCCAGAUCUAAACUCUAAGGAACAUCUAAUAGUAAAAAUAAGGAAGUAA